GAGUGAUUCCACUGCUAGGUGGAUUAAGGCAUGUGGUACAAAAAAUCAAAGAAAUGGUACACCUAUUUAUUUUUAUUGCAAUAGAAGUGGAAUGAGAAGAGUACUUGAUGCUGGUAAAAGGAAACGAGCCAUGAAGUCACAGGGUUCUUGUAAAAUAGACGCUUCUUGCACAUCUGCAAUUAUUCUCAAACAUGUGGCAGAGGGCAUCAAAAUAAAAUAUUUUAAGACUUACUAUGAUCAUGACAAAAAAUUGGCUCACAUUCCCUUAUCUACAGAUGAUAAAAAUAUGAUUGCUUCUCAGUUAAUACAAGGAGUUUCCCACACUGAGAUAUUAAAAAAAAUAAGACAGAGUGUUAAUAUUAACUUCGAAAGAAUACAUUUGACGACUAAGCACGAUAUUCACAGUAUCAUGCAAUCAUAUAAUUUGCAUGAUACAGCUAUAAGGCAUCAAAAUGACUCGCACAGUGUAGAUUUGUGGGUGAAUCAAGUACAAUCCAGCAAUGAAAAUUGCAUUUUAUUGUACGAAAAACAAGGAGAACAUCAUCCUAGCUUUUGUUUAAAAAAUGAAGACUUUUUAUUGGGUUUAAUGACUAACUGUCAAGGCGAGAUGUUAAAAAAGUUUGGAAGUGGAGGCAUCGUAUGCAUGGAUGCUAUACAUGGAACAAACCCAUAUAAUUUUAAGCUAGUUUCAAUUUUGGUGGUGGAUGAUUUUGGGGAAAGCUUUCCAGUUGCAUACUUAUUUUCAAAUAGGGAAGAUUAUGUAGUUUUAAAAUAUUUUGUAACUGCUGUAAAAGAAUCUGUUAGGACUGUUAGGGCUGCAUCAUUUAUGAGUCAUGAUGCAGAACAGUAUUUUACAGCUUGGCGCUCGGUAAUGGAUACUGUUGAAACCAAAAAACUUGUAUGCAUGUGGCAUGUUGACAGAGCGUGGAGAUCGAAAGUAAUAGCCAUAAAAGACAAAUCUAAACAAGCUCAAGUAUAUAAAAUGUUAUGCACCUUAAGACAAGAACCAGAUUUCACCAAGUUUAAUGAAUAUUUAAUAGGAUUUAUGAACGUAUUAUCAAAAAAUCCAGAUUUAAGAAUAUUUAAGGUCUAUUUUGAGAAAGAGUAUGUACCUAGAUGUUUAGUAUGGGCUGCUUGUUUUCGAGAAGGAGCAGGAAUUAAUACAAAUAUGUAUCUUGAGUCCAUGCAUAAAGUUUUAAAAUAUAUCUACUUGAAAGGUGUUGCUUGUAGAAGAUUGUAUAAAACGGUGCAUGUUCUAUUACAAUAUGUAAAGGACAAACAAUUUGAAAGAAUUAUCAAGUUGGAAAAAUCAAGUCACUACAAAAAUAAGCAGGAUCAACAGAAGCCAUAUCAAUGCAAUAAAUUCCACAAAUAUGAUGGUUUCUACUUGUGA
This is a messenger RNA of Anthonomus grandis grandis, 1393 nucleotides long. RefSeq lists its product as uncharacterized. The coding region runs from base 92 to 1393 and encodes 433 amino acids. The transcript has 4 exons. The record is from RefSeq and is a predicted model, not a curated record. Lineage: Eukaryota; Metazoa; Arthropoda; Insecta; Coleoptera; Curculionidae.